Neogale vison (American mink) is the source of this 607-nucleotide messenger RNA. RefSeq names its product gremlin 2, DAN family BMP antagonist (gene GREM2). Gene Ontology annotation, biological process: animal organ morphogenesis. The coding region runs from base 38 to 544 and encodes 168 amino acids. The transcript is spliced from 2 exons. Lineage: Eukaryota; Metazoa; Chordata; Mammalia; Carnivora; Mustelidae. Gene Ontology annotation, molecular function: receptor ligand activity; BMP binding. The record is from RefSeq and is a predicted model, not a curated record.
UCUGGGACAACAUGCAAGAGAGUGCCAAAACCCUAAGAUGUUCUGGAAGCUCUCCCUGUCCUUGUGCCUGGUGGCCGUGCUGGUGAAGGCGGCCGAGGCCCGGAAGAACCGGCCGGCGGGCGCCAUCCCGUCGCCCUACAAGGACGGCAGCAGCAACCACUCGGAGCGAUGGCAGCACCAGAUCAAGGAGGUGCUGGCCUCCAGCCAGGAGGCCCUGGUGGUCACCGAGCGCAAGUACCUCAAGAGUGACUGGUGCAAGACGCAGCCGCUGCGGCAGACGGUGAGCGAGGACGGCUGCCGCAGCCGCACGGUCCUCAACCGCUUCUGCUACGGCCAGUGCAACUCCUUCUACAUCCCGCGCCACGUGCGCAAGGACGAGGAGUCCUUCCAGUCGUGCGCCUUCUGCAAGCCGCAGCGCGUCACCUCCGUCCUCGUGGAGCUCGAGUGCCCCGGCAUGGACCCUCCCUUCCGACUCAAGAAGAUCCAGAAGGUGAAGCAGUGCCGGUGCAUGUCCGUGAACCUGAGCGACUCGGACAAGCAGUGAAGCCCCCGCGGCUCCCCGCGAGCUCCCGGGGCCGCCGCCGCCGCCUUCGUCCGCGUCCUCGGA